Molecule: messenger RNA, 1202 nt
Organism: Colossoma macropomum (tambaqui)
Lineage: Eukaryota; Metazoa; Chordata; Actinopteri; Characiformes; Serrasalmidae
Product: cathepsin L1-like
Exons: 9
Coding region: 7-1038 (343 amino acids)
Biological process (GO): immune response
Cellular component (GO): lysosome
Molecular function (GO): cysteine-type endopeptidase activity
Source: RefSeq, a predicted model, not a curated record
CAGAUCAUGGUGAGACUGCAGAACAUCACGCUCAGAAUGAGGGUUUUACUCGCUGUCGCCGCUCUUGUGGUUGUGGCUGGUGCUGCCAGUGUCUCUCUGGAGGAUCUGGAGUUCAACACCUGGAAACUGAAGUUUGGUAAGAGCUACAGUUCAUUGGACGAAGAGUCCCGGCAUAAAAUGAUCUGGCUGGACAAUCUUAAACUGGUUCUGGAGCACAACAUGCUGGCUGACCAGGGCAUCAAAAGCUACAGACUCAGCAUGAACCACUUUGCAGACAUGGACUAUCAGGAGUACCAGCAGAUGUCAAAGGGCUGUCUGGGAUCCUUCAACUGGACUAGAACCCACAGCGCCACUUCAUUCUUCCAACCGGUAGAGGGCGCUGCUCUGCCCAGCUCUGUGGACUGGAGGAUUGAGGGCUACGUGACUGAGGUUAAGGACCAAAGUCAUUGUCACUCCUGCUGGGCCUUCAGUGCGGCAGGGGCGCUAGAGGGUCAGAUGUUCAAGAAGACAAAGAUGCUGGUAGAAUUGAGCGCACAACAGCUGGUGGACUGCUCCCGGGGUUAUGAAAACUUUGGCUGUCAAGGUGGUUGGCCUCAUAAUGCCUUCAAGUACAUCAAGUCCAGUGGAGGCCUGGAGACAGUGUACACUUAUCCAUACCAGGCCAAGGAAGGGGAAUGCAAGUUUAACAACCAGAAUUCUUGGGCUACCUGCUCUGGCUAUAAAAUGGUGAAGCCCACAGAAGGUGAUCUGCAGUACGCUGUGGCCACAAUCGGGCCUAUUUCUGUAAUCGUCGAUGCCAACCAUCGCAGCUACCAGCUCUAUGAGUCAGGUGUGUAUGAUGAGCCAGCCUGCAGGACUAACUACCCUUAUCAUGCUGUCCUGGUUGUUGGUUACGGCACUGAUGAUAACGGACAGGACUACUGGCUGGUCAAGAACAGCUGGGGUGUCGGCUGGGGUGAUCACGGUUACAUCAAGAUGUCCAGGAACAAGAAUAACCAGUGUGGUAUUGCCACAACAGCCGCCUACCCUGAGGUUUAAAGGUUGGAGAGGAGAAGGAUGGAGGAGGAGUCUGAUCAGAAUUAUCAACUGAUGCAAACAUUUUUUUUCUACCAUUAUUCCUGAAUUACACACGGAUUUAUUUCGGACUGCUCGAAAAUAAAAAAAACUAAGCAUUUAACUCUAUAACAGCUGUGAUUCAUUUU